Messenger RNA from Cydia splendana, 4680 nucleotides. Its product is annotated as ras-specific guanine nucleotide-releasing factor 1-like. The transcript is spliced from 35 exons. NCBI's taxonomy places the organism in Eukaryota, Metazoa, Arthropoda, Insecta, Lepidoptera, Tortricidae. Gene Ontology annotation, cellular component: plasma membrane. Gene Ontology annotation, biological process: positive regulation of GTPase activity; Ras protein signal transduction. The record is from RefSeq and is a predicted model, not a curated record. The coding region runs from base 1 to 4680 and encodes 1559 amino acids. Gene Ontology annotation, molecular function: protein binding; guanyl-nucleotide exchange factor activity.
AUGUUAGCGAGCCGCUGGUCGGUGUCGGCGACUUGCCGCUGGAACCUAGGGGGACUCGCUUUAGCCGACCCUGAAUUUCACAAACCUCAGCCGGUCGACAUGAUACUCGGCGAGGACAUUUUCAUGGAUAUUGUUCGCGAUGGCAUUGUCAGAGGUAAACCUGGCACGCCCACCGCAAUUAAUAGUGUGUUUGGUUAUUUGCUAGGAGGGCGAUACGUGGUCGCUCUGCCAUUCAAGCCCGAUGCACCGCCGCUCGGCGAGUCUCGGCAAAUUGCCCUAGCACGAUUCCAUAAAUUGGAAUACCGUCUAGAACGUAACCCCCAGUUGAAGGCGGAUUAUCACGCUUGCCUCCAGGAGUACGUGGAUCUCAACCACAUGGAGCUCGCGGACGAUAACCCCCCCGCUGGCCGCAUCCUUUGGCGCCAAUCGCCCGAGGAGCCUCUGCGCGAUUAUAGGCUUCGUACCGUUACCUUCGGUAUAAGUAGUUCCCCUUAUCUCGCCUUGCGCACAAUUAAACAGCUAGCUCACGACGAAGGUGAGCGUUUCCCGCGCGCCUCCCCAGUCUUACUCAAUGACGUCUUUGUUGACGAUGUGGUAACCGGUGCAGAUACCACAGCCGAGGCUCUCGCUCUGCAGCAGGAACUGAUAGAUAGUUCCGUCGCGCUCGCGUGGCUUAAGUCACCCCCGCACGAAUGGAAAACGUUUGUCUCUAACCGCACCAGUGAGAUUUUGUCCCGUGUCCUGGCGAGAUGCUGGCGUCACGUCCCGUCAGCUGACAACAGCGCUGACCCGGCGUCGCGCGGUCUGCUGCCCGCCGCGCUCGUCGCGAUAUUGUGCGUCUACGCGUGCAUCGUUGUAUUCCAUGUUUCCGCGCACGCCCUACCCGCGUGCAACCUCGCAUGGGCAUGCUUCCCUCGGUCCGCUUGCGCCCCGCGCGCAUCCAUGAUGCUGAGCCCCAAGAUCCAGCGCUCCAUCCGCGUGAAUGAUGGCCAGCUCAUCGCUCUCUCCGAGCGGGCCCAGUACGACCACAUACAGGCUGGGUACCUCCACAAACGGAGCUCCGACAACACAAAAUGGCAGGUCCGAUGGUUUGUGCUCUACCAGAACUUGCUGUUCUACUACGAGUCGGAAAACAACAGUCGACCAACAGGGGUCCUUCUUCUGGAGGGCUCUUACUGCGAACGCCUCAGCAAGCCGCUAGAGCGGGCCCCUGUGGGGUUUUGCUUCACCAUCACCUACCGUCGCGAGAGUCAGCGGCAGUAUGAGCUGCGCGCCGCUUCGGAGACCGACUGCGUGCACUGGGUCGACGCUAUACGAGAGGCCAGGUUAGUUUUGCUUCACCAUCACCUACCGUCGCGAGAGUCAGCGGCAUUUUGCUUCACCAUCACCUACCGUCGCGAGAGUCAGCGGCAGUACGAGCUGCGCGCCGCUUCGGAGACCGACUGCGUGCACUGGGUCGACGCCAUACGAGAGGCCAGCUUUAACAAGCUGCUUCUGCAAAAGGAAGAGCUGGAACAGAAGCAGCUCCACCUGCUGCAGGUGGUUGAGAGCGAGAGGACAUCUCGGUGGCAGUACGCUCAGCAGUGCGACGAGUUGAGCAGUGAGGUCAAAAAGCUGAGAACUGAGCUAUGCACGUUCAAGAAGGAGCAUGAUCAGCCGACCCGCACGGAGUCAGCCACCACGUCCCCUAGCCAUUCGCCAGACAUCGACCCGGCGGAGCUGCGCAAAAUUAAGAAAGUCCAGAGCUUCUUCCGAGGAUGGCUGUGCCGGCGGCGAUGGAAGCAAAUUGUCGACCAGUACAUCAAGAGCCCUCACGCUGAAAGCAUGCGGAAGAGAAACAGCUUGGUCUUCAAAAUGGUUGAAGCAGAGGAAGAAUAUCUAGAACAAAUGGAAAUAUUGGUAACCUGCUUCCUCCGUCCUUUCAAAAUGGCGGCCAGCUCCAAGAAGCCCCCCUGCACCCACGAGGACGUCAACUCCAUCUUCCUCAACAGCGAGACGGUGCUCUUCCUCCACCAGAUCUUCUUCAAGGGUCUCACGUCUCGUAUGGAGUCUUGGCCCACGCUCGUAUUAGGGGACCUGUUUGACAUGUUGCUGCCAAUGCUGACGAUCUACCAGGAGUACGUGAGGAACCACCAUUACUCGCUGCAAGUGCUGACUGAGUGCAAGCAGAGCCAGCCGUUUGCUACGUUGCUGGCGAGGUUGGAAAGCAAGCCAGCGUGUCAGGGUCGGUCGUUGGAGACUUUUUUGACGUAUCCUAUGCAUCAGAUUCCUCGCUACAUUAUAACCCUGCACGAGCUGCUUGCGCACACACCGCACGACCACGUGGAGCGUCGUAGCCUGCAGCAUGCGCGAGCGCAAUUAGAAGAACUUUCCAGGCAAAUGCAUGACGAGGUGAGCGAGACAGAAAACCUGCGCAAGAACUUAGCCGUAGAGCGCAUGAUCAUCGAGGGCUGCGACAUUCUGCUGGACGUCAACCAAGUCUUCAUCAGACAAGGAACGAUUUCACAAGUGGUUGGCAAAGGCCGUCGAGCCUCACUCCAAGCCCGCCAAGCGUUCCUGUUCAGCAACCACCUACUCCUUAGCACCAGGGCUACGGGAGGAAGACUGCACCUACCACCAACUGGAAGGCUGCCACUGCAUGACGCAUUGCUGGUUGAAGAUCCUAGCAGUCAUGAUGAUGAUGAUUCUACAUCCGUCUGUUCUUCCCCAGGAGGCGAUCUUUAUCAAGGGAAAGACUUCAAGAUUCUCGUUGAAGUCAAGGGAGAACAGAUCUGUGCUCACUUAGUGGCAGCGACUCUCGAAGAGAAAGCAGCUUGGACCUCCGAACUAGCUCAGUGUAUGGAGAGCGCCGCGUUGACAGAACUGCUUAGAGCUUGCGGUUCGUGUGGCGCCGCCUCCGCCAGUCUGCCCGCCUGCCGGUCCGACCGAGCUCUAUUCACUGAUGACGUCGACAUACGGUUCAGCAGGACACUGAAUUCAUGCAAGGUGCCACAGAUCAGAUCGGCCACCCCACAACGACUUUUACAGCGGCUUACUGAUCUCCGCUUCCUCUCCGUGGACUUUCUAAACACGUUUCUACUGACGUACCGCGUGUUCACCGACGGUGUGACGGUGCUGGAGGCUCUGAAGCAGGUGUUCUACGAGCAGUCAGCCCAGGAGUUGGAGCUGGCUCCACCGCCUGAUGCUACGCGGAAGACCAGCGCGGCCAGCUCUCGGAUAGACUCCAAGAACAUGAAUGCGGUAGCAGCCAUCACGAAGAAGGAAAAGCUGGUGGACCAGAGCGAUGAGGAUAUUAAGAAUAAGGAGGAGGAACAGGAGAAGCAUAAGAAAGAGAAGAAAUUCAAGAUAUGGCAGAGCGAGUCCGCACAAUGUCGCAAAGUCCACGGCGCUUACUGCCUGCAGCCACGUCGGCCUCAGAGGCACGGCGCCGCUCCGAAGGUGCGCGGGAGGCCGCCGCCGCCGCUGAAGAGAGCCGGCGGGCUUCGGAUACAGGACGGUACACACCUCGGCGCUCAGUCAGCGAACGUCGCUUCACCAACUCUUCGUUCAACAGCGAGAGGCGGCGCUACUGGGGUGGCUCGGAGCCACGCUCCUCUGUCACUUCGCAGGUGUCCCAAGUACAGACUGUUCGAACAACAACAUGAGGUUCACAUUAAUAACUAUUUAUCUUGUCUCAUCACGAUCAGACACUGGAUCUCCAAGCAUUCCUCCGACUUCUGGUCAGACGAGCGUCUCCGCGGUCUCACCAUGGACUUCCUGAAGGAGAUCGAGGCCAGUCCAGGAUUGUUGCCAGCUGAACACAAGGCAGCUGCUCAGCUGCUGAGGCUGUUGGAACGGUCACCUGACAGGGCAGUGGAUUUGAAAGCUCUGUUUGCUCCGCCUCCAGUACCAACUAAAGAAAGCGUGGAGACUCUGUCAGCACUAGAGAUAGCUGAGCAAAUGACGUAUUUGGACUAUCAGAUCUUUAGCUCCAUUCACAGCGAAGAAUUCCUGGGGCAAGCGUGGACGAAGGCCGACAAGGCCGAACGAGCGCCACACAUCCUGCUGAUGACAUCACACUUCAAUCACAUCUCCAACCUCGUCAUCUCGGAAAUCCUCAAGAAAUAUACUUUAGCAGGACGCGUGGCCGCCAUUGAAAAGUGGGCAGCAGUAGCCGACAUCGCGCGUUGUCUCCAUAACUUCAACGGUGUGCUGCAAGUGUGCGCUGCGCUGUCUAACACAUCGGUGUAUCGUCUCAAAAAGACUUGGGAGAAGGUUUCCAAAACUAGCAAACAGACGAUUGAAAAGAUGCAGACUAUCAUAUCGUCUGAAUGUCGGUUCCGAAUUUUAAGAGAUGCCCUUCACAGAUGCGAUCCGCCGUGCAUCCCGUACCUGGGUAUGUACCUGUCGGACCUCUCUUUCAUCGACGAGGGCACAACCAACUACACUCCUGAUGGCCUGCUCAACUUUUCCAAGAUGCGCAUGAUUGCGCACGUUAUUCGAGAAAUAAGAAACUGCCAGCAAACACCGUACAAGAUAGAUCACAUUCCAAAAGUCUGCGACUUCCUCCUCGACCGCAACCUCGUGAUCCCUGAAGAGCGGCAAUACACGCUCUCUCUGGAGCUGGAGCCCCGCGUGGCGCGCGGCUCGGCGGCCGGGCUGCACUCGCACUCGGCGGCGCCCGCGUCGCCCGGCUCCUAG